CGGGCACUGUCAAUAUGCGGUCAGUAUCCCUCUAAUCCAAUAAUUGGGUGGAUAGCCGCCAUAUUUCCUCUCACAGUAUAAAUUGCCGGGAAAAUCACCCUUCAGCAUCAGUUGACAUUCAACCAUUUCGGUGUUAACAGUAAAGAAAAAUCUCGCUUAACUCAAGAUGUCCGGAGACAUGAUGCGUUUUACCAUUGGCGUCGUCUGCGUGGUGGCUGUCCUUCUCUCCCUGGCUGAAGUCAGCGAAGCCAACUACAAGAACGCACCCAUGAAUGGCAUCAUGUUCGGCAAAAGGGGACCUACUGAAUACGACCAACGUAGCAAGACCUUCACGGCUCUGUGCGAGAUAGCUACCGAGGCGUGCCAGGCAUGGUUCCCCUCUCCUGAAAACAAGUGAAUAAACAUAUAAGCCAAGCAUAUACCCAUUUACGACAAUAGCAUUUGACUUAUGGAUUAUGGCAUAAUAUUACAAUAAUUUGUAGGGACAUUUUGUAUCAAGCAUAGCAACACCAAUGCUUUCUUUUUAAUCUUUUUUUUUAUUUAAUUGUAUUUCUUAAAGGCUGGAAAAAUUGUAUGACUUAAAAAUGUAGAAAUAAAUGCUAGUAAUCCAAGAA
Messenger RNA from Spodoptera frugiperda (fall armyworm), 614 nucleotides. RefSeq names its product neuropeptide IMFamide (gene IMFa). The transcript has 3 exons. Lineage: Eukaryota; Metazoa; Arthropoda; Insecta; Lepidoptera; Noctuidae. The record is from RefSeq and is a predicted model, not a curated record. The coding region runs from base 167 to 397 and encodes 76 amino acids.